This is a messenger RNA of Lactuca saligna, 1662 nucleotides long. The record is from the annotation of a GenBank genome assembly. Lineage: Eukaryota; Viridiplantae; Streptophyta; Magnoliopsida; Asterales; Asteraceae.
AUGGGAGACAUGAAUCUGAUCAAGGAUUUCUGGAGGAGCGCAGUUGUGAAAAAGAAUAAUCAGGGUGAAAAGUUCAUUGAAGAAAAAAUUGAAGAAAAGAAAGUUCAAGUGUCAGAGAGCAUUAUUCGGGAAUCUCUCCAAAUAGACGACAGAUCUGAGUACACUAUGGAGAUUGACAUUCAUCAAACCCAGGAUGUAUUAGAACACAUAGGAGCAAUCGCAGCCUUCGUUGCAGGAUUUGAGUUCAACUUCCCCAAGUUCAUAAUGCAUGAGUUGAUUCUAAACCUUGAAGGGAGCAAGAGGGAUAAAUUCUUGAUGUACCCAAUAUUUUUGCAUAUCAUCUUCAAUGUGAUACAUACUGAGCUGCGGAGAUGCAAUGAAACCUUGGAUCUUAAAUCCAUUGGUCCAAGUGCUUUUGGGCUAAUGAAACAAAAGAGAGGUGGGAAAUUCGUGUUUGAAGGAAAGUUCCAUUUGAUAAAAUUUGGAAUUUUUAAAGAGUGUGAUCGAUCAGAAUCAGGAGAGCAGUCCAUCCCUAUGGAAUCUGAAGACAUUGUUCAUUCAACUUCCGAGCUAGAAAUUAAGGAGGGUAAUGUUUCUCCUUCAGUCGUUAUGGCUGAGGAACAUGAUCAUCAGAAAGAAAAUGAAACACUAUCUGCUCAAGAGGAUGAUGAUGAUGAUGAUGAUCGUUAUGAUGACAUAGAGUUUUUGAAGGAAAUUGAUUUUACAUGGAUUAGUGAUGACAUCCCAACAAAUAUAGAAUUUGAUCUUGAUGAUGAAGAAUUCGGUCCUUUUCUUGGAAUCCCCAGCAGCUGUCCUAAUAAAGUCAAUGAAGUUGCGUCUUCAGCAACCAAGACUAGAGAAGAAGGAAACAUUCUCAAAAUUUUGCUCUCUACAUCAAAGACCCUGGAGGUUGCAUCUAGCCAAGGAAAUGUGACAUCAAAGAUUCCUCCCUUUGUGUCAUCCAUCUCAACAUCUGAUCCAAUGGUGCCCACUGUGGGUAGUGCUCCUCAAGUUCUCUCCACAAUCACUGCUACCACUGCUUACUCUCCACCAAAACAAUCUGAUGAAGGUCUGAGCACUAUGUUUGAAACUGGUGGCUCAUCAUCCAUACCAGAAUACUCUCCCACCAGACCUUCAUUAGAUGAAGCUUCUAUAAGAGAGGAGUGCACAGAUGAUGAUAAAUCUUCCUCGUUUGAUCUUCAUGAAGAGAUUGGGAUUCUCCGUCAAGAGCUCAUUGAAAAGACAAUUCAUAUGGAUCAAAUUACCUGUUACAUUGUAGAGCUCAGAACGAAGAUUGAAGAGAAGACCAAACAGAUUAAAGAUGUUCAAAUGAGUCUUGGAUCUGUGACAGCCACCUACUUCAAUCUCAAGAACAUUUUGUAUGACACUUUUGGAGACCAAGUCAAGGCCCUUCUUCAACAGCCACAUGGAGUUGAUGAUCCUCCCACAGCCCCCACACAGUCUGUCGCAAAAGACUUUCCAGUCGAUCCACCUGCUCCAAGAACAACCACUAUUGUCAACAGAAUUGGAAAGAAGCUAGAAGGAAGCAGAGCCGGAAUAAUGAUCAAACAGGGCAAGAUAACCAUAACAGCCAACAAAAGCGAAGGGGUACUCUUCAUGAAGAAUUCAAAUGAGAAUCGCAAAGCCAAAGACCUUGUGUAA